CCUGCUCAGCAGCAGGGAGGGAGGCUCCGGCUGCAGGCGACUCUUGUCCUUGGGCUCUGGCCAAACCACACAAGAGGGCUGGGCAGGGAAGCGCCUUGCCCAGCAACCUGGCAGAGAGGGCUAGAAAGUGGAAGGAGGGGUGGGCACACAGCAGGCUUAGGGGAGGCACCCCCAACUCCCCUCAGAACCCUGCUUCCUGCCUGGUUCUCUGGCAGGCUUGGGGGGAUGGUGAGCCACCCCCCAGGCCCAUUACCCAACUCUGCCCAGCCCAGCCUUUCCUCCGUUAUCUAAAUGGGUCAUCCUCUAGCUCCUUGACCCGCCUCCCAGGCAGCAGCUGCUCUGUGAAAGGCCAGAGAGGAGUCAAGGAUCUUGGCUCCGACUCCAGGCAAUAACUAUGACCAGAAAUGUCCAGCUUGCACCCUUUCCGCUGGCAUCUGGAUCCAGCACCUCUAGAUCUUUUUCUAAGACCUUUCUGCCAUCUUCUCCUGAAUCCAGAUUAGUCCUGAUUUGAGUUCCUCGGGUGAGGGGCAGUGUUUAAGCAAUUGAGCCCUAGCACCCAUGUCUCCGGCACGUUUGUAUGUCUGUAAGUGGGAUAGGGGUGGUUGGUGGUACUGCACAGCCUGGCCCAAGCAGCGUGUGGCGCCUUCCCUUCUCCAGGGGUGGGAGGCAGGGAGGUGAAAGCAGGGCAGGGCGUCUGCAAGGAACUUUUGUCUUCUGAGAUGGCAGCUUCUCCAGGCAACACCCCUCCAUCUUGGAUCCCGACUGCCCUGAUGUGUUGGGAACCCUCGGAAGAGUCAGUGCACCUUGUGGCCUUCAGUGCGUGCCAUUUGCAAAACGGAGUGGGACAUGAGUCUGCUGCCUUUCCAACAUGCAGGGCCGCAGGGGCAGGGACAUCCCUAGGCCAGGAUCUGUAGGAGUUUCACUCAGGCAGGCUAACAGACAUAUAGCGUGGGGCCUCUGAAGAAGCCCGUUAGAACAAUCCUUGGCUGGCACCUUCCUGGCACAGUAGCAGCUGAGUCAUUUCUGCGGAAGCUCAGCAGAAAAUGCUCGAGUUUGGAAGGGAGCUCAGAGAGCUUCAUGUGCAAAUCUGUGAAUGGUUCCUUUCUCUCUGGCCUUUGCUCAAACCUCUCUCUCUGCCUGGAAUGCCCCUAUUGCCCCUACCUAGCUUGCCCUCCUUGGCUUGGCAAAUCCCACCUCAUCCUUCAAGAUCUAAAGCAAAGUUUUCUCCCAGAGGUGGUUUUCCCUGCUCCUCCGGGCGAAGAAAGCCCUCUGCAGUGCUCCUGGAGCCCCUGGGCGGGCAGGGACCUAAACUGCCACAUCCAUCACGCUAGACUGGAGUGGACUUCAUUGCCUGUCCUCCCACUGGAGCGAGGGCCUUGGUGCAAGGACUGUCCAGUUUUCUUCUGAAUCCCCAACACCUAGCUUAGCACCAGGCACAUAGUAGGUAUUCGGCAGAUGUUUGGAGAAUAAACGCCCUUUCGUUUUUUCAGAUGAGGACAUUAAAACUAGCCAAACCAGUUAACCGGAUCAUUUAAGUGACUUGUCUUGAGUUGCGUAGCUCAAUAGGGGGAUGAAGCGAGUAAGGAUGAGAGACUGGGGCUCUUGACACCCACUCCACGGCUCUGGUAUUCACAUUUGCAUAAUCAUAUAAUUGUGCCUGGGCUUCCUGCCCCCUCUAAGUGGGGUGGCCGUAUAAUAUGUUGUCUAAUCAUGGAUACCCUGAAGAGUGAAAAGGCAGUAUUAACAUUUUUACUGGAACGCGCCAGGAGUGUCUCGGGCAUGUGGCCCUCUGCCUCUGGCUGACCCAUUCAGCGAUUGUUGCCCUGCUCCUUGGCUCUAGUUGGUAUGUUUUUAUUCUAGAGAACGAUUGCUCAACUCUUGCAGAUGAGAGCGAAGGUCCCUCAGAAUUAGUCCCUGUACCGAGGUUGACUCCCCACCCACGCCUGGAAGGGCAGAAAAUCUUAUCUGGGCCCUGGUCCAUCAGUCAGUGACUUAACCAGUGGCCGUCAAGUCGAUCCGGAAAGACAGAAUCAAAGAUGAGCAAGAUCUGAUGCACAUUCGGCGGGAGAUCGAGAUCAUGUCGUCACUCAACCACCCCCACAUCAUCGCCAUCCAUGAAGUGUUUGAGAGCAGCAGCAAGAUCGUCAUUGUCAUGGAGUACGCCAGCAGAGGCGACCUGUAUGACUACGUCAGCGAGCGGCAGCGGCUCGGCGAGCGCGACGCCCGGCAUUUCUUCCGGCAGAUCGUUUCCGCCGUGCACUACUGCCACCAGAAUGGUGUUGUCCACCGGGACCUCAAGCUGGAGAACAUCCUCUUAGAUGCCAAUGGAAAUAUCAAGAUUGCUGACUUUGGCCUCUCCAACCUCUACCACCAAGGCAAGUUCCUGCAGACAUUCUGUGGGAGCCCCCUCUAUGCCUCACCCGAGAUCGUCAACGGAAAGCCCUACACAGGCCCAGAGGUGGACAGCUGGUCCCUGGGUGUUCUCCUGUACAUCCUGGUGCAUGGCGCCAUGCCCUUUGACGGGCAGGACCAUAAGACGCUGGUGAAACAAAUUAGUAACGGGGCCUACCGGGAGCCGCCUAAACCCUCUGAUGCCUGUGGCCUGAUCCGGUGGCUGUUAAUGGUGAACCCCACCCGCCGGGCCACCCUAGAGGAUGUGGCUAGUCACUGGUGGGUCAACUGGGGCUACACCACCCGUGUCAGUGAGCAGGAGGCUCUGCAUGAGGGAGGGCACCCUGGCAGCGACUCUGGCCGGGCCUCCGUGGCUGACUGGCUCCGGCGGUCCUCCCGCCCCCUCCUGGAGAACGGAGCCAAGGUAUGCAGCUUCUUCAAGCAGCAUGCUCCUGGAGGUGGGAGCAUUGCCCCCGGCCUGGAGCGCCAGCAUUCACUCAAGAAGUCUCGCAAAGAGAAUGACAUGGCCCAGUCUCUCCAGGGGGACCCGGCUGACGACACCUCCCCUCACCCUGGCAAGGGCAACCUCAAGCUGCCAAAGGGCAUUCUCAAGAAGAAGGCAUCGACCUCCUUGGAGGGGACCCGGGAGGACCCUGCGCUCAGCCCUGCCCCCACAAGCCCAGGACAGGCUGCCGCCCUGCUCCCCAGGAAGGGCAUCCUCAAGAAGUCUCGGCAGCGGGAAUCCGGCUACUACUCGUCUCCUGAACCCAGCGAGUCGGGGGAGCUCUUGGAUGCGGGGGACGUGUUUGUAAGUGGGGACUCUGUGAAGCAGAAGCCCCUGCAAGCCUCAGGGCUGCUCCUGCAUCGCAAGGGCAUCCUCAAACACAACGGCAGGUUCUCCCGCACAGCCUCGGAGCUCACCACCCCCGCCACCUUCGGCUCCUUGGAUGAACUGGCCUCACCUCGCCCCCCGGCCCGGGUUAGUCACCCCUCAGGGGCUGUGAGUGAGGACAGCAUCCUGUCCUCUGAGUCCUUUGACCAGCUGGACUUGCCCGAACGGCUCCCCGAGCCCCCACUGCGGGGCUGUGUAUCUGUGGACAACCUCAUGGGGCUUGAGGAGCCCCCCUCAGAGGGCCCUGGAAGCAGGGGCCUGAGGUGCUGGUGGCAGGACCCCCUGGGGGAUAGCUGCUUUUCUGUGACAGACUGCCAGGAGGUCACGGAGACCUACCGACAGGCACUAGGCGUCCACUCAAAGCUCAGCUGAGGGCGGGCGGGGCAUUGCCUUACCCAGGCAGGCUCUAAGAUGCAGUUGGCUGCACCCUGAGGGGAGACUGCCUUCUCCCCUGCCUCCCAGGACCAGCAUCCCAGCCCAGAAGGCUGAGGUGGUUUGCAGUUGAGCCCUGGGGAGGGCUGGAUGUGGGAAAUGGGCAAGUGAAAUGCAUAGAGGGUUUAACGUCUUCAGCUCCGUCAAACCAAGGAGAUAGUAGAGGGGCAGAGUAGAGAAGUAGAAGGGAAGGCCAGCGGCCAAGGCCAGGUUCCUGUUUCUCAUAUGCAAGUAAGCCCUGGGGAUCUGGAAAGAGCGCUCUGUCAGUGCCCAUCUGCUUUAUUGCAAUGAGUAAGUUUUGUGCGGGAUGCCUCCGUGGCAAGGUGGGGAUGGAAAGUGCAUAUCUACAUUCCCAACCCCACCGAGCUCUAAACCUGGCAUGUGGCACCCCCUAAGGUGCCUGGGGGCCCUGGGAGUGGUCUCCUAGAGUGCACCCUCCCUUAUUUAUCCUAGCAGUAAGAGAACACAACCUCUGUUUCCUCAAAGGUUCUCUCCCCUUUCCCAUCCCGCAAACCCGGCCCACGCCUCCUGAGGUUGCUGCUGUGAAUCUGAAAGACUUGAAGGGCUCAGGCUGCUCUUGGACUUCAUCUCAAAGGGCCCAGGUUCUCCUGGAGCCCACCUUGGACCUCAAAGACUCUGAACUUCUCUGGCCUCCAAGUUGCUCUUGCCACUGAGAAUGGACACGUCCGUUUCUCUGGACUUUCAGGCCCCUGGAAUGUCCUUAUUUAUUUUUAUGUUUUCAGCUCUGUGUUUUUAAAAAAGUGAGUCUUGCUGUUUUCAGUAAUGUGAAUACUAUGUUCUGGGGAAAUCCACUAUGACAUCUAA
Molecule: messenger RNA, 4540 nt
Organism: Equus caballus (horse)
Lineage: Eukaryota; Metazoa; Chordata; Mammalia; Perissodactyla; Equidae
Gene: NUAK2
Product: NUAK family kinase 2
Biological process (GO): protein phosphorylation; intracellular signal transduction
Cellular component (GO): cytoplasm
Molecular function (GO): protein serine/threonine kinase activity; ATP binding
Source: RefSeq, a predicted model, not a curated record